AUGAUCGUCAAUGGAGAGAAGACGAUAAUUUUAUUGAUGAUUUUGUAUCCUCAUGAUACAAAUGCAGGUAUAAAUCCUGAUUUAUUUGAUACCUUAAUGCAUGGAACGCCGCUUGACUUUUAUACGCUUAUUGUGAAUGAUGAAAUUAUAAAUAAAAUAGUAAUAGAAACAAAUAAAUUCGCUGCACAGCAAAAGGCUUCUAAAUCAUUAUCACCAUUUGUACUUUCGUUGCCUUCAUAUGAACUAUAUUGGAGUAAUUCUGAUAUAUUUGCUACUAAUUUUGGGCUUGUAAUGAGUCGAAAUCGUUUUGAAAUAUUAUUGCAAAUGUUGCAUUUUUCUGAUAAUUCUACUACUGAUAAUACAAAUCGCUUAUACAAGCUUGGUACUGUUAUGGAAGAUAUAAUGCUUAAUUCUAACAACUGUAUGCAGCCAUUAGAACAUUUAUGUAUUGACGAAUCCCUUGUUAAAUUUAUGGGUAGGCUUUCAUUUAAGCAAUAUAUAAAAAAUAAGAGAGAUAGAUUCGGUAUAAAAGAAUUUAAACUAUUUAUUCCUCCAUGUUAUACCAUUGCUCUUAAAGUAUAUGCUGGCAAAGAGGCUAGUAUUGAAGAAAGUGUUGGAACAAAAAUUGUUAUGGAACUAGGAAAUCCUUAUUUUGAUUGUGGAAGAACUUUAUUUGUGGAUAAUUGGUACUCAAGUGUUGAGCUAGCCGAAAAAUUAAAAACAAGACAAACACAUCUAGUAGGCACUUUAAGAUCAAAUAGAAAAUCUAAUCCAAAACAAGUUGUUAAAAAAAAAUUGAAAAAAGGAGAGGUUGAAUCAAUGAGAAGUGAUUCAAAUGUGUUAGUGUUAAAAUGGAAGGAUAAACGGGACUUAUACAUGAUAUCCACAAAACACAACAGCGAAAUGGUUGAACAACACAUAAAGGGAAAAAUUAUAAAGAAACCUAAGGUAGUGAUCGAUUACAAUACAGGGAAGGCGUCAAUUGAUCUCUCUGAUCAAAUGAGUUCUUACUCAAACCCUCUUAGACGUAGGUAG
Messenger RNA from Diuraphis noxia (Russian wheat aphid), 1035 nucleotides. Its product is annotated as piggyBac transposable element-derived protein 4-like. Lineage: Eukaryota; Metazoa; Arthropoda; Insecta; Hemiptera; Aphididae. The record is from RefSeq and is a predicted model, not a curated record.